Messenger RNA from Ceutorhynchus assimilis (cabbage seed weevil), 3091 nucleotides. The record is from the annotation of a GenBank genome assembly. NCBI's taxonomy places the organism in Eukaryota, Metazoa, Arthropoda, Insecta, Coleoptera, Curculionidae.
GUUUAGGAAAAAAUCCGACGGAUAAACGUUCAAAAUUAUGUGCGUUGGUCGAAACUACAACCCUGUUUAUGUAACGAAUUUCCGCCAAAAAAAGAAAAAACGUUACAUCACACAAUUUAACCAAAUGAAGAUUUCUAUUUUUUUUCUGACAGUCAAGUUAGGGCACACUAUAGGGGCGACAGCAUUGACAUCUCGCGUUGCUGUAAUAAACUAUAGGCCCGACUUUAAACCUUAAGAAAUUAUUAGUAGAAAAAAGGCAUUGGCCUCCAUUUUGAAUUCCAUUUUGACAAGUCGUUGGAUUGCCCUAUUUGCUGUUAGUUUAGUUUUUUUAGGUUAUGUUUUUGUCAAAAGCAAAAUAAAGUUUUAAAUUUAUAAAUUUUGAAUCAUUUUAUCAAUUUAACUAGUCAUGAAAUUCUUAUAUUUAAGAAAUAUAAAGUUGAAACUUUUGAUAAAUAAGCAAUUUUCUUUGAGAAAACGUUUUAUAUCGAGCCUAGGACUAUGGAACGAAGAACUCUCCUCGGAAAUCAAACACCAAAUAGAAGGCCACUGGAAAGAUAAAAUAACUGAAAAACCUUUCGACGACAAAGACGAGUCGAGAGAAAAAUAUUAUGUCUUAUCAAUGUUCCCAUAUCCAUCAGGUUUUUUGCACAUGGGGCAUGUUAGAGUCUAUACCAUUAGUGACACUGUAGCCAGAUAUCAAAGGAUGAAUGGUAAAAAUGUAAUACAUCCAAUAGGAUGGGAUGCUUUUGGUCUCCCAGCAGAAAACGCUGCCAUAGACCGGCAACUAGCUCCAGAAGACUGGACCAAUAAAAAUAUAACUCGUAUGAAACAGCAACUUAAACAAUUAGGCUGUAGUUUUGAAUGGGAUAGAGAAUUAGCAACUUGUGAUCCAGGAUAUUAUCGCUGGACUCAGGAGCUGUUUUUAAAACUGUACGACGCUGGGUUGGCUUACCAGAAAGAAGCUUUGGUUAAUUGGGAUCCCGUGGAUCAAACUGUUUUGGCUGAUGAACAAGUUGAUGAAAAUGGGUGCUCUUGGAGAUCCGGAGCAAAAGUUGAAAAAAAAUUAUUAAAACAAUGGUUUAUAAGAACCACAAAAUUUGCCCAACCACUCUAUGAAGGUUUAAAUGAUUCAAUAUUGCAAGAUUGGCGCGAUAUAAUCAAACUUCAAAAGCAUUGGAUAGGCGAAUGUAAUGGGGUUAAUUUUAAUUUUAAAAUCCAAAAUUCAGAUAACUUUGUAACAUUUUGGACUUCAACUCCAGAGUUUAUUGAGGAUGCUCGCUUUGUUGCUAUCAAAGACAGUCAUAUUUUAGCACAAAAAGACAGUAUUAAGGUACAAGAGGGCACAGUGCAGCUUAAAUGUAACCUUGUUAAUCCUUUUAAUAAUAAAUUACUUCCUGUAUUUGUAACAGACCAAAUUGAGUUUCUAGAACACACUGAUAGUUUCAUUGGUAUCCCAUCUAUAUGUGACAAAUCAGCUAAUUUUGCUACUAAACACAACAUAUUAUUUGAAAAAAAUUAUUUCACUGAUAAAGUUGAAGAGAAACAAAAAGAAAUUUGUGAAAAAGCAAAUAAAAUAAAUGCAGGAGGUUAUUGGUCAAGUGCUAAGCUGAGAGACUGGUUAAUCUCAAGGCAAAGGUAUUGGGGAACGCCUAUACCAAUGAUACAUUGCAAAAGUUGUGGUACUGUUCCAGUAAAUCGUGAAAAUUUGCCUGUUAAGUUACCCAAACUAGAUAAACUUUCACAUAGAGGACGGUCACCUUUGGAAGAUAUUUCUGAGUGGGUGAAUACUUCAUGUCCUAAAUGUGGCAAUGCUGCUAAAAGGGAAACAGAUACUUUAGAUACAUUUGUGGAUAGCUCCUGGUAUUUUUUAAGGUAUCUAGAUCCAAAUAAUCUGAAAGACAUGUUUGAUAAGGAUAGAGCUUCCAAAAUGAUGCCUGUUGAUUUGUACAUUGGAGGAAAAGAACAUGCUGUUCUUCAUUUAUACUAUGCAAGAUUUAUUAGUCAUUUUUUGCACUCUUUGGGUCUGUUACCUGAAAGAGAACCAUUCAAACGACUUUUAGUACAAGGCAUGGUAAUGGGUCGUAGCUAUAGAGUAAAAGGUAGUGGUCAAUAUCUUCCUGAAGAUAAAGUUAAAAUUCUAGAUUUGAAAAAGAAUAAAGCAAUUGCCAAAGAUACUGAAGAACCUGUUGUAAUAUCGUGGGAAAAAAUGAGCAAAUCAAAACAUAAUGGUGUAGAUCCAGAAGAUAUGUUUAGGGAGUAUGGAAUUGACACUACUAGACUGCUUAUUUUAGCGGAUGUAGCCCCUACAUCGCAUAGAAAUUGGAAUUCAAAUACGUUUCCUGGUAUUAUCAACUGGCAAAAACGUCUUUGGUUGACGAUAAAAGAUUUUAUAAAGCACCGUGAAAGCCCCCCAGAAAUGAUCGCCGAAGACAAAUUCAAAGCCCAAGAAGAUUAUUUGUGGGAUUCAAGAAACUAUUAUAUUAAAGGAGCUUCAUUUAAUUACGUGAUCUCUCAGCAAAUAAGCGUUGCUGUCUCUAAACAACAAGGGUUAACUAACAGUAUUAGGAGGGCUCCUCCAGCAGUUUUUAGUCACAGUCUUCAAUUUGAAAGAGCCUUAGCAACUCAAAUUAUUCUUCUAGCUCCUUUAGCACCUCAUUUUGCCUCUGAGCUGUGGGCAGGUUUUGUAUCAGCCCCGAACAGACUCAAUAACUCAGGAGAAAUUCUUUGGGACAAAAACGUAUUGGAGCAAAAUUGGCCUGAAACUGAUAUGGAGUAUGAACUAGACCUGGUUUGUCAAGUGAAUGGCUAUGAAAAUUGUACAGUGAAAUAUCCAAGAAAGGAUUUGAUCAAAUUAACCAAAGAAGAAGCCAUUCGUGUUGCAAUGGGACAACAGGAAGUGCAAAAUACUUUGAAAGUCAGGAAUAUUUUGAAUGUUGACUUCAAGAUAUAUGAUGGAUUUGAGGGGAUUGUUAAUAUUUUGACUGAUCAACCAGCCCCAAGGAAAAACAUAGAGACCACAUAGAAUUAAAUUUAGGUUUUCUUUUUUGAUAUGUUUUGUUAAUAAUUUUUUCAACAAAUAAAUGUUUCUUUA